AACAAUAGAAAAGUUUAGCGACUCUCCAUAAAACCCCUCACCACCACCCCAAACGCUCGCAGCCUCCACCGGAAAUGAGAGAGAGAGAGAGAGAGAGAGAGAGAGAGAGAGAGAGAGAGAGAGAUACUUUUGUUGUAUGGAAUGGUAAUGGUUUUACAUUCAGUUUGUUUAGUAUGUUUGUAUAUUAUAUGAGACAUAUAAUUUACGAGUGACAUCCAUUUUAUUUACAUUAAUUGUGCAUAUAAAAUUAGAAUUUAUAUUUAUUUUUUGUUAUUUAUUUAUUUGCGCUUACAAAUCUGAGAGGGGCACAUGCCCAAUUUGAAUGAACAUGACUGCUCUGUCUGCAUAAAGAGAUGAAGCACUGUUAAAUGCUGUUUAAUGCUUUAUGUUGCUCUUUUCAGGAAUACUAAACUUCCUGUCUCAUUCUUACGUAUGAACAACAUGGCUGCCAAGACACCUGUCUGUCGAAACACUUUUAUUGACUAAGGCUGGCAGUGUUACAGAAUGAGGCUGAUUAUUGAUCACUGAUCAGAUUUCUUUGCUUUCAUCACUCGUCUGCACUGGACGAGCUACAGGCUGACCGAGGAUGAGCGAGCUGCUGGCCAACAUCUCCCUCCCUUUCUUUCUCUGUCCUCUUUCCUCACCCUCCCAUCAUCUGUCUCUCUUUUACUCUCUAGAGAGGGGUAACCCAGAUUUCAAAAAUGAAUUGCUGCCUAUUUCUCUUCAUCUACCCCCCCACCCCACCCCCUCUCUGUCUGUCUCACUUCUCCUCAUCCCCUCUUUCUGUUGGUAAAAACAGAAUCAAUCUUGGAAAGUGAAAUUCGCCUCUUUUCCUCACCCCCUCUAUACUCUCUAUUGGAUAAAGGAAUAUACGGCCAUACAAUACUCCUUCUUCUUUCUUUCCUGGAAAGCUGCUGUAUCAUCGUUCCCUUCAUUCUUAAUUUCCUUUUUGGGCUUUGAUUCUUUUUUCAGUUGCGUUUCCUCUCUUGUAAACCCUCUGUUUGGUGAGCUUUUUUUCCUUUUCCUUUUUUAUAAGCCAAGGAUUGAUUGCAUAGAAUAACAAGAGCCUUGAGAAGAAGUGAGAGGAAGAGGAGAAACCAUACUGCCACAUUUACAGACAUUUCUCUACUUGUUUAUUCUCCCCCUUUCAUAAAUCCUCUUGUUGGUCUUUAACCCCUCGCUUCCAAAAACCCUGCAUCCUUCUCCCAUUCUUCUUCUUUGCGUCUUGCUCUGUCCAACUCAACUGGUAGCAUGUCUACCCCAGUCUCUCCAUCUCCGUCUCUGUCUCCCCUGGCCCUGUCCUCCCCAUCUCCCUCCUCCUCCCCGCUCCCCUCUCCUCUUUCUCCUCCCCCCAGGCUGCCAGUCUUCCAGAGGAAGGGGGCUCUCAAGCACAAGAGGGUCAUUGAAGUGAAGGACCACCAGUUCACAGCCCGAUUCUUCAAGCAGCCUACUUUCUGCAGCCACUGCACUGACUUCAUCUGGGGAAUUGGAAAGCAAGGAUUUCAGUGUCAAGUGUGCAGUUUCGUGGUGCACAAACGCUGCCAUGAGUUUGUCACUUUUACUUGUCCCGGAGCCAUUACUGGUCCCAAAGCAGAGGAUCUCAAGAGCAAACACAAGUUUAAAGUACAUACAUACUCCAGUCCCACCUUCUGCGAUCACUGUGGGUCUCUGCUCUACGGCCUCAUACAUCAGGGCAUGAAAUGUACCAGUUGUGACAUGAAUGUACACAAGCGCUGUGAGAGCAGCGUCCCGAGCCUGUGCGGACAUGACCACACUGAGAAAAGAGGACGGAUUCGCCUGACCGUGCGCGGAGAGAAAGAAGACAUAUAUGUUACAGUGCACGAAGCACGUAACCUGAUACCCAUGGACCCUAACGGCCUGUCGGACCCUUAUGUGAAGCUCAAACUCAUCCCUGAUCCGAAGAGCCAGAGCAAACAGAAAACCAAAACCAUCCGUUCUACACUCAACCCUAUCUGGAACGAGAGCUUCACCUUUUCGGUGCGUGGGAGGCAGUGGGACAGGCGUUUGUCUGUAGAGGUCUGGGACUGGGAUCGGACCUCACGGAAUGACUUCAUGGGCGCUCUGUCGUUCGGCGUCAGUGAGAUAUUCAGACGAUCGGUCAGCGGCUGGUUCAAACUACUCAACCAGGAUGAGGGAGAGUAUUAUAACAUCCCUGUACCUGACGCAGACCUGCAGGUACCAGAUGUUGCUCUCAUGCCCUCUGUUCCUCCUGCUCCUGUUACUGUGACGGCGCCUGUUCCUUCUGUGACCCUGCCUGCUCUGAGUCCAGCUCCCACUGCACUGCACAUGAGCAAAGGCCGAGUCAGGCUGCAUGAUUUCAACUUCCUCAUGGUUCUGGGCAAAGGGAGUUUUGGCAAGGUCCUGCUUGCAGAGGAGAGGGGCAGCGAGCGCUUGUUUGCAGUGAAGGUGUUGAAGAAGGAUGUGCUGUUUCAGGAUGAGGACACAGAGAGCGCCAUGGUGGAGAGAAGAGUGCUGGGCCUCGUGGGGCGACCUCACUUCCUGACCUCCCUCUACUGCGCCUUUCAAACCGAGGAUCGUCUGUAUUACGUCAUGGAGUACGUGAACGGUGGUGAUCUUAUGUUUCACAUCCAAAUCGUUGGCAAGUUUAAAGAACCGCAUGCAGCGUUCUAUGCUGCUGAGAUCGCUGUGGGUCUGUUCUUCCUGCACAACAAAGGCAUCAUAUACAGAGAUCUAAAGCUGGACAAUGUCCUGCUGGACAGUGAAGGACACAUAAAGAUAGCAGACUUUGGGAUGUGUAGAGAAGGCAUGAUGGAAGGGGACACCACUCGGACCUUCUGUGGCACACCUGAUUACAUCGCACCUGAGAUUGUGGCGUAUCAGCCGUAUGGUAAAGCAGUGGACUGGUGGUCAUAUGGAGUCCUCCUCUAUGAGAUGCUGGCUGGGCAGCCUCCUUUUGAUGGCAUAGAUGAGGAGGAGCUGUUUCAGUCCAUCAUGGAACAGAGCGUUUCAUAUCCUAAGAGUCUCUCCCGGGAGGCUGUGGCCAUCUGCAAAGGGCUCCUCACGAAGAACCCUGCCAAGCGUUUGGGUGGAGGAGAGGAAGCAGAGAGAGAGCUGCGGGAGCAUCCAUUUUUCCGCUGGAUAGACUGGGACCGGCUGGAGAGACUGGAGAUACAACCUCCCUUCAAACCCAGAAGUGGAGGCAGAAAAGGAGAGAACUUUGAUAAUUUUUUCACAUCGGCCCCCUCUGUCCUCACACCUUCUGACCCGGAUGUUCUUGCCGCCAUAAGUCAAGAGGAAUUCCAAGGCUUCACCUACAUUAACCCCGAAUUUCCCCCCACACCCCUCACAGCUGUCUGAAAAAAACAUCUUUGGACUUUUUCUGCUCCUGUUCACGAUUUAAACUACAGUGACAAAAAAAAAAAAAAAAAGGAUUGUGUAAUUUGACUUCAGCAUGCAUGCAAUAGUCUUAAUUAGACCAGCCAUCACAUUCUAAAAUGAUACCACAUUGAUUUUAAUCAUAUUAACGGUAAAACAACUAAGCAUUAAUAAUAUUUAGCCAGUCCACUUUGAGAGUAUCAGCCUGAAUUAUUUAGGGAUCAGGCAUUCAUGCCAUUAUCUCAUUGGACAAUAAGAUCUUAUUGGAUAUCCCUUUGGAUGCUAGUAGUUGCCAUGACCUAAUUAUAACGGAGUACACCAUAGAAACCAGCAUGAACAUGAUUUCCCCAAUGUUUUAAAGUUCACUUCAAGUAGAUUUUUUUUUUAUCUCAGAUCAAGCUAAUGUGGUUCUGCUUGUCUUUUUGUAAGAUCAUGUUUGGUUUCGGUAACUAAAUAAGUGCAGAGAGGUGAGCAAACACUGGUAAUCCUUUCAUUUAACUGGUAUAGAAACUCUGUAUUAUAAUUUAGGAGUCACACACGUGAUGGCUAGAUGCAAAAAAAAAAAAAAAAAGAUUAAUGCUUAAGCAUAUAAACUAUUUGUUUGUGACAUGAAUGUUAGUGCAUACUGUAUAUCUCUGUAGAUGUGUUAGAAUUCAAUCCAAAUAUGAUUCUAUACAAUCUAUACAAGUUUGUGUCGUUUUAGUAUUUUACAAAAAUACGUUUUUGGGAUCCAUGUUAUUAAUACAAAUGACUUUAUGAAAAACACAAAUUAAGAUAAUUAUGAUUUAUCCCAUAUAUUUAUAUACAUAUCUAUAUAAAGUAUGUGCAGUGUAUUAUAUUAUAUUAUUUCAAUAAUAGAAAUUUUCUAUGAACAUUUUAAACUUCAUCAGCAUUUUUACAUCAGCAUAAAAUAAAAAUGUGCAUGGCAUCAUGUUUUGCAACCUCUAGUUUAAGAUAAAACAUUCCCAAAUGUUAUCAACCAGGUAUUUUGUUUAUAGUGCACAGGAUUAAUUAAAUGAAAUUAACAAUGUCAAUUUGGUCUCAAAAUCUCACAUUUUUGGGUGAAUUCAUUUAGUGUUUUUUUUUUUUUUUUUGUAUAAAUAUGGUUAGGUCUCAGAGAUCAUCAUGCACAUGAUGCCUGACCUGGAAUGACCUACAGUAAGUCAGCACGCUGUGCCCAGAUUGUAAUAUAAUUCUAAUAUAACUUGAAAGUUGCACUGAUGACAAAAUACUGCCAACAGAAAAGUGGGAACAUUUCACUCAUUACAUGGGGACUGUUAAGAAAAAAAGUGUGAAUUUGGAAUGGAAAUAAUUGAAACAUACUUAUUAAUUAAUAAGAAAAUUGAUAACUGCCUGAUUAUUGUCGACAUUCCCCAGCCUUUAAUUUCAGUCGUCAUGUUGCUGGUCUUGUGGUUAUGUAAAUUGUAUAUUUUGUAAAUCAGGCUGUUUUCAGUUCUGCUCCUGGAAGUCCAAUCUCGUUUCUACAGAUUGGUUCCAGCUAUACAGCACACCUGCCAAACGUUCAGAUGAGCAGCCGUGCUUGUUUUGAGGUUGGAACUAAACUCUGUAGUUAGAAUUACAUAAACAACUGUUACAAAUGUUCUAAUUAGUGAAAAAUCCAUGUAUUGACGUAUUUAUGGUAUAUACUAUGUCCCUAUGUGUUUCCAAUCACAAUAAACGAUUCAACCUCAGUAUCAAAGAUAAUUUGAUUAAAUGUGCAAUUGUGCAUAAUAGAUAGAUUUUAGUUUUGAAAUAAAAUAGUAGUUUUGUGUUUUCAAAUUGUGAAAAUAAAAUAGAUGCAGUAAACUGA
Messenger RNA from Carassius gibelio (silver crucian carp), 5167 nucleotides. RefSeq names its product protein kinase C alpha type. Lineage: Eukaryota; Metazoa; Chordata; Actinopteri; Cypriniformes; Cyprinidae. Bases 1252 to 3339 code for a protein of 695 amino acids. Gene Ontology annotation, molecular function: diacylglycerol-dependent serine/threonine kinase activity; zinc ion binding; ATP binding. The record is from RefSeq and is a predicted model, not a curated record. Gene Ontology annotation, biological process: protein phosphorylation. The transcript is spliced from 17 exons.